This is a messenger RNA of Carassius carassius (crucian carp), 1610 nucleotides long. It is a transcript of the gene naga, whose product is annotated as N-acetylgalactosaminidase, alpha. Gene Ontology annotation, cellular component: cytoplasm. Lineage: Eukaryota; Metazoa; Chordata; Actinopteri; Cypriniformes; Cyprinidae. The record is from RefSeq and is a predicted model, not a curated record. Bases 158 to 1474 code for a protein of 438 amino acids. Gene Ontology annotation, biological process: oligosaccharide metabolic process; glycoside catabolic process; glycosylceramide catabolic process. The transcript is spliced from 9 exons. Gene Ontology annotation, molecular function: alpha-galactosidase activity.
ACACACACACACACCCACCUAUCCAUUGUCUCUCUCUCUCUCUCUCUCUCUCUCUCACACACACACACACACACACACACACACGCACACAGAGCUGUGUUCAGAACCGAGCCGCUCACAUCUGAUACAGAAACCGAGGGAAGAUCCAACAUCCGAAAUGCAGCGCUCAGUAGUUAUUUUUGUCCUGGCGUUCUCCGCGGCCGCCUGGGCUCUGGAUAACGGGCUGAUGAGGACCCCGCCGAUGGGAUGGUUAGCCUGGGAACGUUUCCGCUGUGACACCGACUGUCUGAACGACCCCGACAACUGCAUCAGUGAGCAUCUGUUCAUGGAGAUGGCGGACAGACUGUCGGAGGACGGCUGGAGAGAGCUGGGAUACGUCUACAUCAACAUCGACGACUGCUGGUCCUCAAUGCAGAGAGACAGUCAGGGCCGACUGCAGGCCGACCCCAAGAGGUUUCCGCGAGGCAUCGCUCAUCUGGCGCAGUACGUUCACGACCGCGGUCUGAAGCUGGGCAUCUACGGAGACAUGGGCACUCACACCUGCGGUGGAUAUCCAGGAACCACGCUGGACAAGAUCCAGACGGACGCGCAGACCUUUGCUGACUGGGGCGUCGACAUGCUGAAGCUGGACGGAUGCUACUCCAACUCAUCCUACCAGGAACAAGGUUACCCGAUGAUGUCAAAGGCCCUGAACGCUACGGGCCGCCCCAUUGCCUACUCCUGCAGCUGGCCCGCCUAUCAGGGUGGCCUCCCGCCAAAAGUGAACUACACGCUGCUGGGUCAGAUCUGUAACCUGUGGAGGAACUAUGAUGAUAUCCAGGACUCAUGGAAAAGUGUGCUGAGCAUCGUCGACUGGUUCUUUGAUAAUCAGGACGUCCUGCAGCCAGCAGCUGGACCGGGUCAGUGGAACGACCCCGACAUGCUGAUCAUUGGAGACUUCGGCCUCAGCAUGGACCAAUCGCGUGCUCAGAUGGCUCUGUGGGCGAUCAUGGCCGCGCCCCUCUUCAUGUCUAACGAUCUGCGUACGAUCAGCAGCGGCGCUCGCGCAAUCCUGCAGAAUAAAAUCGCCAUCGGCAUCAAUCAGGACCGCUUGGGCAUCCAGGGCAGACGCCUGAUCAAAGAGAAGAGCGGGAUCGAGGUGUUCUGGCGGCCGCUGGCUAAAGGAUCCAGCGCUCUGGUGUUCCUCAGCAGGAGAUCUGAUAUGCCUUAUCGCUACAAGACGUCUCUGAAGGAGCUGAGCUACAAGACUGGAGUGUAUGAGGUGUACGACGUGUUUUCGGAGCAGCUCUUGCCUCAGAUGAAGGACAGCACUGAGUUUGUUGUGUCCAUCAAUCCAUCCGGUGCGGUCAUGUGGUACGUCAAUCCUGUAGCCGAGUGGUGGAAGGAGGCGGAGCCUGGGCGGUUCAGCGAGAAGCUGAUUGGGCCAAAGUUCCAUCAGCAUGAUAAUGAGGUCGACGCCCCUCUAGUGCUUUAAGCUCCGCCCAUCAGGAACGAGCGACACACUCAGGAAUAUCACUUGAUUUCCUCUUUAAAUGUUUUCUUGUGUGAUUUUUUUUUUUUAAAGGUCUGUUUUUACCGAAUGACGUUUAAGUUUUGAAUGAAUUGAAUUU